Messenger RNA from Truncatella angustata, 1741 nucleotides. Its product is annotated as zinc-binding dehydrogenase. Gene Ontology annotation, biological process: alcohol metabolic process. Lineage: Eukaryota; Fungi; Ascomycota; Sordariomycetes; Amphisphaeriales; Sporocadaceae. Gene Ontology annotation, molecular function: zinc ion binding; alcohol dehydrogenase (NADP+) activity. The transcript has 3 exons. The record is from RefSeq and is a predicted model, not a curated record. The coding region runs from base 261 to 1349 and encodes 362 amino acids.
UUCUGAUGAUCAGCAGCCAGUCAGUAACCCCAUCCUGAAAUAUCAACUAAUGCUCUUAGCGUGUGGUAACUCACUCCAUUAGACGUCAUCAAUACAAGGCAGCAAAUAGGUCCAUUCCGUAAAAGCCGCUCUCACAAUAGUAUAAAGACGAAGAGCAUUGCGAUCAUGAUUCCGCUGCCAGUUCCAGAGCACGUAUUGCUAAAUCAAUUGAUAUUGUCUUCGAUAUUCUUCAAACUCUAACUACCGACCUAAAUCUCAAAAUGGCAAGCCUUAAGUUCCAAGGAUGGCUCGGCAAGACACCCGAAAGCGUUAAGGGCAAGAUGGAGUGGGGUGAUUACGAGCCCAAGAAGUGGACUGAGGACGACGUUGACAUUGAGAUUUCGCACUGCGGUAUUUGCGGAAGCGACUUGCACAUGUUGAAGUCUGGAUGGGGAGAGACACCGUACCCCUGCGUUGUCGGUCAUGAGAUCGUCGGCAAGGCUGUCCGUGUGGGAAAGAACGUCAAGCACGUGAAGCAGGGUGACCGCGUCGGUGUCGGUGCUCAAGCUCGCUCGUGUUUGAAGCCUGACUGUGAUGACUGCUCAGUCGGCUUGGAGAACCACUGUGCCAAUGAGCAGAUCAACACAUACGGAUCGAUAUACCCCAACGACGAGGGCAAGUCGUAUGGUGGUUACGCUGACUAUAACCGUACAAAUGGCCACUUCGUCAUUCCCAUUCCAGAGGGUUUGGAUUCUGCGGACGCAGCACCCAUGCUCUGUGGUGGUAUCACGGUGUUCUCACCGCUCCACCAGAAUGGCUGUGGACCUGGGAAGACGAUCGGUAUCGUUGGUGUUGGUGGUCUAGGACACUUCGGUGUUUUGUUCGCCAAAGCUCUCGGUGCCGACAAGGUUGUCGGUAUCUCGAGAAAGGCCGAAAAGAAAGACUCUGUGCUUGAGCUUGGCGCUGACGAGUACAUCGCGACCGACGAUGAUAAGGACUGGGUAAAGAAGAAUAGGAGAUCUCUCGAUCUCAUUGUCUGCACCGUUUCCAGCGACAAGAUGCCUCUGGAGAGCUACCUGAUGUUGCUGAAGACGAAGGGUACAUUCAUUCAGGUUGGUGCCCCCGAUGGUGGUGCCCUGCCAAACAUCAAUGCCUUCACCCUUCUUGCCAAUGGAAUCAAGGUUGGUGGUAGCGCAAUCGGUGCUCCUAGCGAGAUAAAGGAAAUGCUCCAGCUUGCUGUCGACAAGAAGGUCAAGCCUUGGGUACAAAAGCGAAAUUUAAAGGAUGCCAAUCAAGCUAUUGUUGACAUGACGGACGGUAAGGCCCGAUACAGAUACGUGUUGGUCAACGAGAACUACGGCAAGCAUUAGUUCUUUGUUCCAUGAAAUAUCAGAUAUGUUGGCAUUAGGAAAACUUUAGAGCAGGUGUUUGGAUAUGAUGAAUACUCACGAUUAAAGAGUGCAUUUGAUGAACGAUAUUAGAGACCUUACAUGCAACCAUGGUCCGAGACUUCGUUCACAAGAAUUAACAGAUGUGUACAGCUUGACGACCACGCAUCCUUGGGUUUGUGAUGGAUUGACAAAAAUUGUAAAACAACGUUUGAGAGAUAAUGUUACAACACAUUCUGCGACACGGCUGUGAUACAAUGCCGUUUGCACUCACCCUCACGCCUCUAGCAUCCAGUUAGGUUAGGAAAGACCAAAAUUCCUGAAUUUCGAUCAUAUUCCACAGCUCGGACCUGACAAUUGCGGUCCUUUAUCCC